Molecule: messenger RNA, 3098 nt
Organism: Carassius carassius (crucian carp)
Lineage: Eukaryota; Metazoa; Chordata; Actinopteri; Cypriniformes; Cyprinidae
Product: programmed cell death 1 ligand 1
Exons: 9
Coding region: 109-1623 (504 amino acids)
Biological process (GO): positive regulation of T cell proliferation; cellular response to lipopolysaccharide; immune response
Cellular component (GO): external side of plasma membrane
Molecular function (GO): ATP hydrolysis activity
Source: RefSeq, a predicted model, not a curated record
CGCACGCUCUUGAAAAGCGUUUACAGCUGAUCCGCUCACGCAGAAUCAAAACAGACCUCCACCGCUCGCAGACACCUGCUCAUGUGCGACUCUCAGCGUUAAGGGUCAAUGAGGGGGGCGCUGGUCGUCGUAUUUCAGGCUCUGCUGUGGCCUGUCGUCUCAGCAUCAGCCCUGUUUACAGUCAGUUUAGAGGAGAGCGAUUACGAGGCAGAGCUACAUGGAGAUGUCAAACUAGUGUGCUUGUUCUCCAAGAUUAAACGUUUUUCUGACCUCACUGUCAUAUGGAGCCGAGUCGAGCCGAAGCCGGCCGUGGAUGUGUAUCGGCUGGAGAGAGGCACAGAAAACCCCAAUUACACCAGUGCUGCGUUCAUAAAGCGUGCACAGCUCAUCCACGAGCAGCUGAAUCUAAACAGAGCGGUGCUGCUCUUGAAGAAGCUCCAGAUAAAAGAUUCAGGCAUGUACCGGUGCAUCGUGAAAGAGGGAGAUGAUGGAGACUACAAGCAAGUCACGCUCAAAGUUACAGCUCCUUAUACUCCCGUAAAGAAAAGCACCAUGAAGACGGGUCAGGAUGAGGUCGAGCUCUCCUGUGAGUCUCAGGGAUUCCCAUCCGCUCUGGUUAUCUGGAGCGAUGGCCAGAACACAAACCUUACAGAGCGGUCCAUCAGCACCACACGCUCUACAGAUGAAGAUCUCUUCCACAUCAUCAGCAAGCUGACGGUGAAACGAGACCUGGUCAAUAACUACACCUGCUCUUUCCUCGUGAAGGGAGAGAUCCGGGAGACGGCCACCUUCAGCAUCCCAGAUGACCUCCUUCCUCACUCUUCUGCUCAGUACGUGUGGAUUGUCGCCGUGGUCCUUGUGCUUUUAGCCAUUGUCUUCAUCUGUGUAAUUCUGCAUAGGAGAAAAAAUGGUCAGAAAAACAGACAUAAUGAAUCAUCUCAAUGUGCUUUCCUGUUUCCACACUCAUCCUCUGCCACCACUGACUCUUUACUGACCGUGAACGAGAACAGGUCGCAAGCAUGUGACAUAAACUCAGAAGAAACUGCAGAAAAAUCUUUGAGGAGCGCGCUUAUUCAACAGUAUUCAGAGCUCGACACAAACGCUGAGAUGAACAGCAGACUUGCUUCAUAUGCACUCCUCAGCAAAGAAGGCCAAUCUCUAAACAUCAGCUCAAUCCUGCCCGAUAAGAAACAAAUGAUCCUUCUGCUUGGAGAACCAGGCUGCGGGAAAACCAGCGUAGCCCAAAUCCUGUCAUCCUGCUGGGCUGAGAGGACCACGACAGACCCCUUCAGCAUCCGCCGGCUCCAGCUGGUUUUCCAGGUGGACUGUAGCCGAGCGAAAGGAGACUUUUUCCAGGCGAUAAAAUCCAGCGUUUCUUAUGAAAAACCACUAGAUGUGUCAGAGCUCAGAGAGACUCUUCUGGGCUCGAGAGACUGUUUGCUCAUACUGGAUGGAUAUCAAGAGGGAAACAAGGACCUGGAUGAAACACUCGAAUGGUUUCUAACAGAGCGGCAGACGUGCCGGGUGUUAAUCACAUCACAUCCUGGAAAAUGUCCAGCUCUGGAGAAAAACGUCAGGACAGUAUUACAGCUCAUUCAGAAACCGGAAAAUUCUGGAUCAUGAAAUCUUAUACAUUUUAUAUUUGCACAGACUGUGGUUUUGCCCUUUUGUGUUGCAAAUUCAACAAUGCCGGAUGAUGGAUCUGCCUUUCGUUUCUUGGGAAUUUGUUAUAAUCUGACUUUUGGUAAAGCAGACUCAUCUGGCAGGAGAUCAAACCAUUUCACAAUACUUGAAUUCAGUUGUAUAUUUCAAAGACCAAGUACAGGAAAAGAGAAAUGAGAUCACGGUUAUUUAGCCUUAUCACUGUAGACACAAACAAAUCAUAUAGAAACUAUUUGCACUUAUGAUAAUAACAAAGAAACUGCAAGCAACACCGUCUUAAACGUGAAAGCUUGGAGUAGAAAAUCUGAAAUGGCUUUUUCUUGUGAAAUGUUUUAUUUACACAAUCUUGUGCACUUCUUAUCAGUCAAUAAUGCAUAUGGUUUAACUGUUACAUGAAUAAGCACAGGUCAGAUUUGCAUGCUUUCAGCGAAAUAUAGUUACAAACUAACCAUAACUACCCUUUCUUCUGACCGAUCAUUAUGGUGCAAAAAGCAACUUCUCUUUUAGAUUUACUUCAAACUUUCUGUAACAACAACACACUUUCAUUUUGUUUAUCGAUGUAAAAUGUGAUGAUUUUGUUUGAAGAACAAAAAACUGAAAGUGAAAACUUUCAUUUUUGACUCUUUUAGAAUUGUUUGGGUUUUUUGUUUUGUUGCAUUUAAGCAGCUCAGUUUAUCAUGUUUGAUGAAUGCACAAGCAUUGCACAAGUCUUUUCAUGAAGAGACCGAGUUCUUUGUUUCACUUUUAUUUUGCUUUGAGUCUGAACAGGAUUAACUCACAUUUCUGAGAAAACACUCUGCUUUAACUGGCAGUGAGAUAAAAAAAAAGGGAAGUACACGUUUCCCGCAAAGGGAGGCCAAAAUAAAAUGUCUGAGUGUCAUUUGGAUGAACUUUUUCAGCUAUUGCACUUGCGCAGGAUGCCUUUUUAACUUAAGCAUUAAAGAAGAAACUAAUUCUGGAGCUCAAACGGAUGAAAUGAUUUCAAGGUUUAAAGCUUUGACAGAUAACGGUCUAUGAGAGGAAAUUACACAUUACAAAAAUUAAACAUAUUGAAAGUGAAAGUCACCGACAUACAGUACAUGCAUUACUUUAAUCCUUUGGUGCAUGUAAUGUUAUAUUACAAAGUAAUUCCAUUUUUUGCAUGAAUAUUAUGUUUUCUUCGCAAAUUAUCAAUUAAUCUCUGUGCACUGAAAUAGCUGAUUAAAAAACAAAACAAAUGUUGAUCAUGGGAUUAUAAUAAAGGGUCAAAGGUCACUUCCCAUGAUGGUUUGGAUGUUACAUCAUAUCCAAAAUAAUUCAAAUAUUUUUUAAAGAUAGAUGACAUCAGCAUCAGAGUUAAAGUGUAAUUUCUGCCUGAUUUGACUCUUAAAAAUAACUUUUUUUUGUGUGUUUGCAACCCAAUUCAACACCAAUAAACGUCAUUUUUACAUGUAUUA